GCGGUGACCCGGAGUGGAGGUGGCGUGAGGCACUUUCUACCCAUCAGCACCUCAUGCCGCGCUGGCUACAACAUUUGCAACACGCACCCACACGCACCCACUCACACAUACACACACAGGCACGCACACAUGAUAACGAGGUCACCACUGUAGCGUGAGGUCUGUAGAAACGCCUUGCGAAUCCUGUGGCGCGGUGAGUGAUGUGAAAUCCCAGCGGAGAAAACCAUUAGGAACAAGAUAUAAAAAUUUGUCACUAAUCACAGGAAUUAUUGUGUUAAUCACGUAAAUCAUUGUGUUCGUGUCGACAAGUGGUCAGAUAAAGAGACAGCUCUGGUCGUUGUGUAAUAAUUUCAUCAUACAAAGUGCCGAUAUAGACCAAAUCAUACUUGUUUUCUGGAGAUGCCAGCAAGGCGUGCAGGAGCGCAGGCAUCAGUGUCUCCGCGUGGCACCGUUAUUCAGUGAGCGAGUGGAAACGUAUCAUGCACGGGCAGAACACCUGUUGAAUGUGGAGCGCGGAGCCAGGGAGGAAGUGAGGCGUACAGGCAAUAGUGAAAUCAUUGUUUUCAAGGCUCGUGGGUAAAGAGUAAGGAGGAUGUAUGGUACCUUAUCCAUGAUCUCUCCCUGAAGGGUGAAAUACAGCAAAUAUGAAGCAACUACACACCAUUGAGUUCCGUGCCUGCAGACUUUGGUGCACAUGUUUCCGUGUUUUACGGGGACCAUAAGAUAUAUUCAGUCAAUAAGUCAAGGACAGACGGCGUCGUUGCAUCAGAGGCAGCGCUUUUGAAUGUUCUUACUGCUGGUCGGAAAGAGGGUGAUAAGUAAGUCACGUCAUGCGGACUCAGGAGCAGCGACGAGCCACUGUGGCCAACGUCACCUUCGACAUCCCCAGAAUCACCUGCAGGGAGUGCGAGGGGCCGGACGUGGAGGUGAAGGCUGAGGAGCAGGGCGUGCACUCCAAUGGUCGCAGCAGUAUUGGUUCUAUGAGCUUUGACGCUUCGCCACGAAACUCAGACGACUCACAGGAUCGCCGUUUUGAAGCCAUGGCGCGCAACUCGCUCUCUUCCCUCCAGCAGCGUCGCCAAUCCACCGCCUCUGCCUUCAUCAGAGAAGCUCUCGAAGCCAGCACCGACGACCGGAACUGGUCGUGGAGCUACCUGAGGGAGAGGUUCCGUGUAAAGGAUUUGGAGGAUCUUUUCGACCAGUACCAGUUACGGAUCCACCACGCCAUGCUCAUCAACUACCUCCUGAUCCAGCUUUGUGUCUCCAUCACUUUCAUCAUCACUCUUUUCGCCGGCAAGAGAAUGGAGAAGCUGGUGCCCGAACUAACUGCUCACGUGGCCGGGCUGGUGGUGUGUGUCUCGCUGCUCGUCUACGUGUAUAACGAGCACACCUUUCGUCAGUACCCUCGCCUCCAUAUCAUCAUGUCAGGCCUCGUUAUCAUCACACUCUUCGCCACAGACGUCGCCAUUACUCUCUUCUUCAAGAACAACCGUUUCCCCGACAGCGAACACUAUAACAUUAAAUCUGGCAACAUGGUGUACCUGCUGCUUGUGGUGUACGUGUUCCUACCAAUCUCACACAAGUGGCAGACGGUGGUGCUGGGAGGCUUCCUCACCGCCGGGGACCUCGCCCUCACCUACUACGCCAUCAGCACUGGCCACCUGGACACAGAGCACGAGCACAUCGUCACCAAGAUGUGCGUGGACACUGCCAUCCUCCUCUGCAUCAACCUGCUGGGCAUUUACUGGCGCUUCAUGAGUGAAGUGGCUUUCAGACGAGCCUUCCUCGACAAGCGCGGCAGUCUGGAGUCUAAAUUUAAGGUGGAGGCCGAGAAGAAGCAGGAGGAGAAGCUGCUGCUGAGUAUCCUUCCCAAGAACAUAAUGCAGCAAGUAAAGGCUGACUUCCGCAAAAUGAUUGAAGGGCCCAUCUUCAACUCCAACCCAGUCACCAAGAACAAUCCCUUCCCAAACUUGUACAUUAAUCAUCACGAAAUGGUGUCCAUUUUAUACGCUGACAUCGUGAACUUCACGGUGCUCACCACGAGGCUGAGUCCAGACCAGCUGGUGGUGAUGCUCAAUGACCUCUUCGGCAAGUUUGACGACGCUGCUGAGGUAAACCACUGCCUCCGAAUUAAACUCCUUGGGGACUGCUACUACUGCGUUUCUGGCGUGCCGGAGUUCAACGAGGACCACGCCAAUAACUGCGUCAAGGUCGGCCUGGAGAUGAUCGACAUUAUACGUGAAGUGAGAGAGAUGAGGAAGGUGAACGUGGACAUGCGCAUCGGGAUCCACAGCGGUAGCGUGUUGUCGGGUUUGAUCGGCGUGAGAAAAUGGCAGUUCGAUGUGUGGAGCAACGCCGCCACCAUUGCCAACCACAUGGAACAGACGGGCUCAGCAGGUCGGAUUCACGUGACCCACAAAACCCAGGAGCUCAUCAAUGACUUGGACUACGAGUUCGAGAUGAGCAACGCGAGGGAGAGGGACCCGCUGCUGCAAGAAGAGGAUAUCGAAACUUUCUUCCUUAUUCCCAACCAGAGGCGACAAAAGACACGACGGGUCCACCACAUGUCAACAGCGAACAUCAAGACUCCCAUGUCCGUCGCCAACGAUUCCCCAAAGCUUGAUAACUUUUAUGAAGGCAACGUACCCAAGAGAGUGGCAAAGGUGCAACUCCCUCACGGCGUGUCCAGACCCUCCAUCCUCAACAGAAGACGAUCAACUGUCUCGGAAACUCCCCUGUCCUCUAAAAGACGAACAGUGGUGACAGACACCGCCCUCACCAACUUCCAAAAGAUAAUGGUGAACUCCAGGGAGACAAUGGAAAAAGAAAUAGAGACCAUGCCCCUGCGCAAAACUGACCAGUGGUUCCAUCCAGAGGGCAUCAAUCCAUUCUUCCUUAACUUCACCAAUCGUGAGUGGGAGUUGCCGUUGCUGCGUCAAUCCGACCCGCUCUACAAGUAUUACAUCGCCUGCGCCUUAGUGGUUUUCGUCUCCAUCUUUGUCACGCAGCAGUCACUCAUGCCCGGGAACUCUUUAGGGUGGCAGGCGGGCGUCGGGUGUCUGGCACUGCUGAGCGUGGUGAUGGUGCUGGUCUGGGUCGCCACUGUACACCAGCACAUAGUAGACCCUCACAAUGACCUCGAGGAAGAUGCCAAAAAUCGCUUCACCAUCACAAAAUUCUUCUACUGGUCUUCCACGAACAUCAUCUCGUCCUUCAGCGUGCGGGUGGUGCUGUACCUGACGGUGUGCGCUGCCUUGUACACCUGCGCGGUCAUCAAUGUGGUUGAGUGUGAAGACAUACUGGACGUGGCCAUAAACACCUUGAGUGACACGAGCACCUCCACUAUCAUCCCCCUCACUCUCAAUGAAUCCAACGGACUCCUAAACCUCGAGAACGUGCCGCCCCCUCUCUGCUGCGAUCCUUGGUAUUUCACUUACAGCACCGCCCUCACUCUCCUCGUGGCCUGGACCUUCUUCAGGAUGCACUUCCUUCUCAAGUUUUUGGUCUACCUCCUCGCAGUGUCAAUAUACGGAUACUUCAUCUUUGACUUUGCCGAAGUAAUGUACAACCAUACCCAGCUGACUGAAGUGUGUCCCUCGCUGAUGGUGACAAGUCUCGGCCUCAGUCCUGGCAUGGGCCACCUACUGUUCCUGAUCAUGAUCUUCCUGGCUCUCCAUGUGCUGGAUCGUCAGAUGGAGUACAUCACUCGGCUAGACUUUCAAUGGAAGCAACAGCUGGAAAAGGAACAGAAGGAGGCAGAGACUACACAUUCUGCUAACAUACUGCUUCUACAAAACAUCCUGCCGUUACAUGUUGCUGAGAGGUACCUGAACCGUCAGAACGCUACGGACGAACUCUACCAUGAAUCUUUCAAGAACGUGAGCGUCAUCUUUGCCUCCAUCCCCAACUACAGCAAGUUAUACCGAGAGUACACGAGAGAUAACCACGGCACCGAGUGUCUUAGACUCCUCAAUGAGAUCAUCUCUGACUUUGACAUGCUGACGUACCAGGAGCCAUUUCAAGCCAUAGAGAAGAUCAAGAUUGUGGGCAGCACGUACAUGGCAGCGUGUGGACUUCAGCCUGAUGGUGACGAGCUCAAUGAGGAGGAGAGGAGCAUGGAAGAGAAUGUGUCCACCAUUGUAAAGUUCGCGGUGGAGAUGCGCCGGAAACUGGAGAGCUUCAACACCGAGUCCCUUCAAGAGUUACAGCUGAGAGUGGGCAUCAACGCGGGGCCAGUGAUCGCUGGUGUGGUGGGAGCACACAAGCCCAUGUACGACAUUUGGGGAGACACAGUCAACGUGGCCUCCAGGAUGGACUACACGGGUGAAAUGGGAAAAAUACACGUAACAGCCCAUGUGGGUGACAUCCUUCAAGGAUUGGGCUGGAGUGUGGAAUGUCGGGGGGAGAUCAAGGUGAAGGGAAAAGGGUUCAUGAAAACUUAUUAUGUAGAUCCCGAUAGUGCUCCUAAAGACCCUCAGCCUCUGGUUCCUCCCGACACUCCCAGCAACAACAAUAACAACCAUAAGCACCGUAAAUCCAGUCAAGACACGACGGGCGAGAGGAGAAGAAGUAGCCAGCUCAGCCUGAUGUCCAUUAAGAGCUUCCUCUUGUCCCAAAGAGGUAGCCUGGAUAUAACUGCAAGCAAAGAUGCAGACACACACAGCACUCGGUCUCUCCCGAUUUACAAACCGAUAAAGAACGAGAAUGAAAUACCUCAGCAGUGGGAAAUGGAGGGACAUGGGUCAGCAGGAACAUCACCACGCAGCAGUUUUGACUCCAAAGAUUCCGGAGUGGUGAAGGGCAGCUACCGUCCCUCCUACCCGUCCCCUGUGGCUGAAGAGGCAGAAUGGGCAUCAGCGGCUCCCACUUCGCUGCAAAGAGAUCGCAACAAAUCUUCUGACUCCACGACACAGGUAUCACCCGGCCAAGAUUCGCUUAGAAGAUUUAAUAAUAACGAAGUUCUAAAACAGUUAGUUAACAGUAAAGAAAAACACUAUUUCUCCCAUAUGAGAAAUAGUAAUUCAUUCCCCGAUUUAUCACGAAUGCGAAUCACAGAUCCAAAGGAUGUGAGAAACAGUUUGACUCUCGGAGCUUCACGGAAAGGUUCAAAAUCUUCUAUAGGCAAAAAAUGCCCAGACGUGAGAUACGCACAGAACCGUUUACUAGCACGGUCUUCUCCACACACCUCAAUUACAGUGGAUUCUGACGAAGUGCAAAGUGUAUGGUUGUGAAUGCUGUUCUAUGCCUUUCAUAUACAUUGUGUGAUAUUACAUGUGUUUAUGUUCCUAAGAGAUUUAUUCCAAAUACCACUAGAACACAAGAAAACACUGUAAAAAUGUAUAAAAAUUGUAGAUUUUCUGAUGUAGGAUGUUUUGAUAUAGGGAAAGGUACGCGUGUACGGGCGAAACGUACAAGUGAUCCACAGCAACAGUGGCUGCUAGUCUUACGCUCUACAUAAGAGUGAAUCAAAGACAGUGGUUCAAGGAAACUGUUUGACACUGAGCGAAUGAGGCUUUUCAGAUUAGGAAAAAGAAAUAUAGAGAAUUCUAAGAAACAUAUUCGCAUCUUACAAGGCUUUACUAAUGAAAUUACAACUGUUUCACUUACGAAGGGACUUGGUUGAAAAGAUAGACCUCCUCCCACAAUAGUUUUGUAUUCUAAUCACCGUCUAUCUUCUUCCCUUCCUGUACUGAAAGUCUUAUAUCCGGUAAACAAUGAGUCUCCCUAUAUAUCAUAGAUUUAUUGCGUUAUUUGUACAUAUUGUAAAAUCUGUUUUUUUUUUUUUUUUUUUUUUUUAGAGAGAGAGAGAGAGAGAGAGAGACAGACAUACAUGUGUAAUAGUUCGUCAUCUAUGUAAUUGCUAAGGUUAAGAAUGAGAAUGGAAGCAUUGUACAUAUGCGUGAAGCUAUUUAAUUCUGAACCUUUAGUGUCUGGAAACAAAACAUGAUAUCACAUAACUAUACGUCCGAUAAUACUCUAUUGUUUGUCUUGUACAUACACACAUUUCUUAUGUUAUAUACCAUGUAUAUACGAGUACAUUAAAUAAAUAUAUAAAUAUUCGAAAA
This is a messenger RNA of Portunus trituberculatus (swimming crab), 6065 nucleotides long. Its product is annotated as adenylate cyclase type 2-like. The transcript is spliced from 23 exons. Gene Ontology annotation, molecular function: adenylate cyclase activity. NCBI's taxonomy places the organism in Eukaryota, Metazoa, Arthropoda, Malacostraca, Decapoda, Portunidae. Gene Ontology annotation, biological process: cAMP biosynthetic process; intracellular signal transduction; adenylate cyclase-activating G protein-coupled receptor signaling pathway. Bases 831 to 5231 code for a protein of 1466 amino acids. The record is from RefSeq and is a predicted model, not a curated record.